UUCUCGUCUCCUUCGCCGCUCCUCCAUUGUUGCCUCUCUGGGACUUUUUCCUCCGGUCUUCAUCCGUUUUUUGGGGGGGGAUCCUGGAUCCCCGGGAGCCGCCAUGCAGAAAUACUGCAAAGAAAUGGAGGAACUGAUAGCUGAACUUCGCUUGUUUCUUGAACUACUGGACCACGAGUAUCUUACAACAGCCGUUAGAGAGAAGAAGACCGUUAUAAGCAACAUUCUUCACAGGUUACCGUCAUCCAAAGAAUGCGAGGUAAAAAACCAUAUUCACAAAACAGAGAGCGUGCCUGCACCCCCUCAGAUGCCGUUGCCAGAGAUCCCCCAACAAUGGCUGCCGCCAGAUAAUGGGCCGCCCCCUCUGCCAACAUCUUCCCUUCCAGAGGGCUAUUAUGAAGAAGCUGUGCCGCUAAGCCCCGGUAAAGCCCCAGAAUACAUAACAUCCAACUACGACUCUGAUGCUAUGAGCAGUUCUUAUGAAUCCUAUGAUGAGGAGGAAGAAGAUGGCAAAGGUCAGAAGAAGAGACUUCAGUGGCCAUCAGAAGAAGCCUCCAUGGAUCUUGUGAAGGAUGCUAAAAUUUGUGCCUUUCUUUUACGGAAGAAAAGAUUUGGCCAGUGGACCAAACUGCUGUGUGUCAUUAAAGAAAACAAGUUAUUGUGCUACAAAAGCUCCAAGGACCAGCAACCUCAGAUGGAGCUGGCGCUGAACGGCUGUUCUGUGUCUUAUGUUCCAAAAGAUAGCAAAAAGAAGAAACACGAGCUGAAGAUUACUCACCAGGGAACAGAUGCUUUGGUUCUUGCUGUCCAGAGCGAGGAACAGGCAGAGCAGUGGCUGAAGGUGAUUAAAGAUGUGUGCAGCAGCUGCGGUGGGACAGUGGAGUCCGAGGGACCUUCGUCAAGCUCUCCCGUACCAAAGUCGGAACUGGAGAAGAAAUUAUCGUUGGAAAGGCCCAGCUCUGACGGGGAAGGGAAUCAAGAGAACGGCACGGCAAUUCCUAACGGCAAGGAGGAGGCGAAAAGAAAGAAAAUGAACAAGACGGAACCAAAGGGCACAGUGACCAAAGUUACAGGAAAGAAAAUAACAAAAAUAAUUGGCCUCGGGAAGAAAAAGCCAAGCACGGACGAGCAGACUUCUUCAGCUGAAGAAGACAUUCCAACAUGCGGGUAUCUGAACGUGCUUUCCAACAACCGAUGGAGAGAACGCUGGUGUCGAGUCAAAGACAAUAAACUCAUCUUCCACAAAGACCGGACAGAUCUGAAGACACACAUUGUUUCUAUCCCUCUCAGAGGGUGUGAAGUUAUUCCUGGCUUAGACUCUAAACAUCCCUUAACGUUCCGACUACUCCGCAACGGUCAAGAGGUCGCCGUGCUGGAGGCUUCAUCAUCAGAAAACAUGGGCAGAUGGAUUGGAAUAUUACUCUCUGAGACGGGCUCCUCUACAGACCCUGGAGCUCUGCACUAUGACUACAUCGAUGUGGACACAACAGCGAACGUGAUACAAACGGCAAAACAGUCUUUCUGUUUUAUGAACAGAAGAGUGAUAUCAACAAAUCCGUACCGAGAAGCCCCCACAAACGGCUAUUCCUGUCCCAGCGGGAUGGCCCUUCAUUACGAUGACGUCCCGUGCAUUAAUGGAUUGUGGGUGCCCGAUGAGGAUACAUCUCAUAACCAACAGAAAGGCGAAGAGGGGCUUUAUGAUGACUCAGGCCUGUACGAUAACUUACCGUCUCCGAAAAUCUUUGCUCGCUACGCGCCCGCUGACAAAAAAGCCAAUAGAUUUUCUACUGACAAAUCUUCUUCUUCCCACUACAAAACUCCUGUCUCGUCCAGUCUGUCUUCUCAGUCUGUCACUAAUACCUCUGCGGUGGGGAGGGGAUCACUCGGUUCUCCGUCUCAGCUGAAGAGCAAAAAGCCGCCUGUAACCGCUAACGGGAAUGCAUCGAAAGCCAGAGCGGCCAGCAGCCAGCAGAAGAAACCCAACGCGACGGUCGGAGUGAAACGCGUGGCCUCAAAUGCCGAGCAGUAUAAAUACGGAAAGAACAGAGUGGAGGCCGACGCAAAGAAGCUUCAGAUGAAGGAAGAAGAUCUACUGAAGAAGAAGGAAGCUCUUCGAAAUAGACUAGCCCAGCUCCGGAAGGAGAAGAAAGACAUUCGGGCCGCUAUCGAAGCCAAUGCAGGUAGAAAAUCCCAAAUUCUCCUGGAAGACAAGCUGAAAAAGCUAGAGGAGGAAUGUAAACUGAAAGAGGGGGAGCGCGUCAGCCUCGAGUUAGAACUGACAGAGGUAAAGGAGAGCCUGAAAAAAGCCAUGGCCGGAGGAAUCACCCUGGGCCUCACUAUCGAGCCCAAAACAGGAACGUCGAGGCCGCAGUCCCCUGUUCUCCGACAACGCACCGUCGAGAACUCUCCGAUCUCUAGUUGUGACACGAGUGACACUGAAUGUUCGCUGCCAGUGAACAGUGCCGCAGCUUUAAAGAAACAGACCACGGCGAAAAACUCCCCAGUACGAGGUCAUGUGCUAAGGAAGGCCAAGGAAUGGGAGCUUAAAAAUGGCACAUAAUCCCAGUACAAGCAAUUACUUGUAUCUUCAACUCACAGCCUUAAAGGACUUGGACCAAGGGGGUAGAAGGAAGACUAUUUAUACGUUUACCUGUUUCUUGCUACCAAGCA
Spea bombifrons (plains spadefoot toad) is the source of this 2670-nucleotide messenger RNA. RefSeq names its product actin filament associated protein 1 (gene AFAP1). NCBI's taxonomy places the organism in Eukaryota, Metazoa, Chordata, Amphibia, Anura, Pelobatidae. The transcript is spliced from 18 exons. Gene Ontology annotation, molecular function: SH3 domain binding; SH2 domain binding. Bases 104 to 2560 code for a protein of 818 amino acids. Gene Ontology annotation, cellular component: cytosol. The record is from RefSeq and is a predicted model, not a curated record.